Molecule: messenger RNA, 1136 nt
Organism: Myxocyprinus asiaticus (Chinese sucker)
Lineage: Eukaryota; Metazoa; Chordata; Actinopteri; Cypriniformes; Catostomidae
Product: eukaryotic translation initiation factor 1b-like
Exons: 4
Coding region: 151-492 (113 amino acids)
Biological process (GO): translational initiation
Cellular component (GO): eukaryotic 43S preinitiation complex
Molecular function (GO): translation initiation factor activity; ribosomal small subunit binding; RNA binding
Source: RefSeq, a predicted model, not a curated record
ACUCUGAGGCUGACACUCUCCAUUUUGUAAGCUCGGCAAACGCUAUAAAAGCACCGAGUUAAAUCCCCUCAAAUAAAUCAGGCCAGAUUCCCAAGAAAUCAGACCGCAAGACCACCCGUUGUCGUCCGAAAGGAAAGGGAAUCUUAUCGUAUGUCCGCUAUCCAGAACCUCCAAACUUUUGACCCCUUUGCUGAUGCAACUAAGGGUGAUGAUCGGCUCCCUGCUGGGACGGAGGACUACAUCCACAUAAGAAUCCAACAAAGGAACGGGCGAAAGACUCUGACCACGGUUCAGGGCAUAGCCGAUGACUAUGAUAAAAAGAAGCUAGUCAAGGCCUUCAAGAAGAAAUUUGCCUGCAAUGGCACUGUGAUUGAGCACCCCGAGUAUGGUGAAGUAAUUCAGCUGCAAGGUGAUCAACGCAAGAACAUUUGCCAGUUUCUGACUGAUAUUGAACUGGCCAAAGAGGAGCAGCUCAAAGUCCACGGGUUCUAGAAGCUGGUUGGAAGUGACCCGACCCCUCCCCCUACACUAACCCAACCUACCCUAUUACUGUGCUGCCCCCCCCUCCCCCCAAGCAGCCUCCUGUUCAAGGGGGAAAAAAGAUGAAAAUGAUUUCCUCUCAAUUGAGACUUUUAGUAUGGCACCCUUAUCAAAACGACCAGUACUGUUCAAGCAUGAACAGACGGCUAAGAAAAUUAUGCGGGAUGAAUGAUUGUUCCUUGUCCCAUCCUUUAGUCCAUUUUAGUUAAUCUUGUGCUGCUCUUAAGCGCAAUUCCAUGUAAUUUUUUUUUCUUUCUCUCUUUGUUUUGUACAAGGUGUUUCAAUAAAACCUUCAGAUGCCACAUUUUGCACAAUCUUUUAAGUUGAUGGGCGGGGAGUGGACGAGGCAGUUAAAGGCUUUCUUGGUUCAUGUUAAAAUACCACCAUAAAGAACCUGCAUUUUAGUCAUGAUGUGGGCCAGCCUGUUUCAGGGUUGCAUUUGUGUGCAGUAUGUGCACAAAGCACAGCAACCCCAUCUUAUCGCUAACAUGCAUCUCUAACUGCCUUUUUACCCUUAUUUUUAACAAUAUGCAUAAUAUAAAUUUUUCUAAUCUUGUAGUAUUUUGUUUUUGGUCUGGAAUAAACAAUAUCCCAUA